Molecule: messenger RNA, 4755 nt
Organism: Trichoplusia ni (cabbage looper)
Lineage: Eukaryota; Metazoa; Arthropoda; Insecta; Lepidoptera; Noctuidae
Product: calpain-7-like
Exons: 12
Coding region: 126-2513 (795 amino acids)
Biological process (GO): proteolysis
Molecular function (GO): calcium-dependent cysteine-type endopeptidase activity
Source: RefSeq, a predicted model, not a curated record
GCAAUAACCCAGUUUUUCGAUAUGAAUAGUUGCUGUCAAGAACUGUGUCACUGUCAUUAAUUUAAACAAUUCAUUUUUGUUUGUGAUUUUAUUUAAAAGUAUUAUUUAUGCAGCUGUAGUAAAAAAUGGGGGAUUUUGCUAAUGCAACUGAGGCUGCGUCUCUCGCUGUGCAAUUUGAUCAAACUGGACAAACGGAUAAAGCUGUUGAAUGCUACAGAACUGCAGCAAGAUUGCUGGACAGGGUUCGCGAUCGUUUUCCCCCCGAUAAACAAGAAGAAGUAAGAAGUAAAGUCAGAGAAUACCUUGAAAGAGCAACAGUGUUGAAGGAACAACAAGAAAGGGCCCAACAAGCGGAGAGUGAGCGUGGAAUGCAACAAUGUUACUUCCUUAUGCAACAAGCUUUAGAUGCAGAUGAAGCGGACCAGAAUGACUCAGCUUUGCAACUUUACACACAGGCAGUUGAGUUGGCUGUUAGCAUUAGAGCAAGUGAUCCAGACAUAAAAGCGAAGAUAAAAGGUUUAGCAGAACAGGCUCUGGACAGGGCGGAGGAGUUGAAAGGUAUUAAGAGAAUUGGAUCUCUGUCUAUUAGUGAGCAGAAAAGGCCAGCUGUCAGUCCCGUCCGACCGGUACUGCAAAGAGACCAAAGCAUUCACUUAAAAGUUAGUGGGAAACAAGCAACAUACUCUGAGGAGGAAAAGGAGGUUUUACGCACAACAUCCAAUAUUAACAACAACUGCUUCCUACCAUUCAUGGAUGUAGACUUGUCAGAGAGAUUCCAGUUUGCGAUACCGUUUGAAGAUAGGGCCAGUGCCUUGAAGCUGAGUUCUAAGCAGGAAAAGGAAUUUGAUUGCUGGGUGCGACCGCAUGAGAUCUGCACGGAUCCGAAAAUGAUUGUUGGAGAUCAUGUUGACUGUUUCAGUAUUAAGCAGACCAUAGUAUCAGACUGUUCGUUCGUGGCGUCGCUGGCUGUGAGCGCGUUAUACGAAAAGCGUUUCAACAAGAAGAUCAUCACGUCCAUCAUAUACCCUAAGAACAAGAGCAAGUCGCCGGUCUACAACCCCUUUGGGAAGUACAUGGUGAAGCUGCAUCUUAAUGGUGUAAGGCGGAAGAUAAUAAUAGACGACCGGUUGCCGUACAGCAGGUACGGGCGCCUCCUCUGCUCCUACUCCAGCAAUAAGAACGAGUUCUGGGUGUCGCUAUUGGAGAAGGCGUACAUGAAGGUUAUGGGCGGCUAUGAUUUUCCUGGCUCGAAUAGUAACAUAGAUCUCCACGCACUAACCGGUUGGAUACCGGAACGCACGGCAAUCCGGAACGGCGAAGCGGAUUUCAACGCGGACGCUCUAUACGAGAAGAUCCGGACGCGUCUGGAACGGGGUGAUGUACUGGUGACGGUCGCGACUGGCGCGUUGUCUGAUGCGGAAGCGGAACGGACCGGACUGGUAGCUACGCAUGCGUACGCAGUGUUGGAUGUUAGACUUGCUAAUGGAGUAAAACUCCUGAAGCUCAAGAACCCCUGGUCUCACCUACGUUGGCGCGGCAACUACUCAGAGUUAGACCUCUCUCACUGGACGCCCGCGCUGCGAGCUCUCCUCAACUACGACCCCGACAGCGCCGCGCAGUACGAUAACGGAGUCUUCUGGAUCGACUACGCCAGUAUACUGAACUUCUUUGAUGUCUUCUACUUGAAUUGGAACCCUGAGAUGUUUCAGUUUACGUAUUGUAUACACCAGAAAUGGGAUGCCGGUACAGGCCCAGCUAAGGACGCGUACAACAUCGGCGAGAACCCGCAGUUCUCGCUACACGUGCAGGGCCGCGGCGCCGUCUGGUUGCUGCUCACACGACACAUCACGCAGAUAGACGACUUCAGGGACAACAAGGAGUAUAUCACACUACUUGUGUAUAAGAAUGGAAGGAGGGUUUAUUAUCCCUACGAUCCUGAACCUUAUAAAGACGGAAUAAGGAUCAACAGUCCGCACUACCUCUGUGAACUAAUCAUUGGUGAAGGCAGUGCAGAUAGAUAUACGCUAGUGGUCUCACAGUAUGAGAAGAGCAAGACUAUAUUCUACACGUUGAGGGCUUAUGCGACGUGUCCCUUCACGUUAAGCAAACUUGAACCUUAUCCUUAUAAGAAAACGUUAAACGGCGAAUGGUCUGGCCGCACCGCUGGCGGUUGCGAGAACCACCGCGCGACUUACCCCAACAACCCCAAGUUUAUAAUAACGGUCCCUGAAGCUCGGGCCCCUUGUAACGUAGUAGUGGAACUGAAGGGGCCCAAGCAGUACCAGAUAGGUGUCGACGCGAGAGUCGAAGCGUUGGAUGACCCCAAUGUCACUGCGCCAUUCUUGAAGGAAACCUCAGGAGCGUAUAGAUCUGGCUUCGUAGUCCUCGAGCUCCGCAACCUACCUGCAGGUAGGUACAUACUAACGCCAUCUACCUUCUACCCCGGGCAGGAGGGUCCGUUCUUCCUGGAGCUGCGGUCUACUAGCCCCCUGACAUGCGAGGGACGGAACUAGCGCGCGGUAGGCAGGUGGAAGCAGGAUGAGGCUAGGGUUUAGGUGAAAAGACAUUGAUUAUGAGAUUGAUUGUCGUAAUAAGAUCUCGAGAAUAGGUUUUAGAGAUGGUAGAUGUCGACCAAUAGCGAUUGGAUGGCGAUGUUGAGUUAUUGCCUGUGUAUAAAAAGUAAUUAAUUAAAGCUAUGAGUCCACUAGUUUUUGCUUCAUUUAGGUUAAAAGUUAGUCGACAUCGCCAUGGAGGAACUUCUUUUUCAUCAAAAAAUAUUUUUAAUUUUCUUACCUUAAUGUCGUCGCUUCUCAUCAGGCUAAAAAUAUAAAACUUUGUUAUAGACACUGUAAAUACCAUUUCUGAUAUUGUAUGUAUUUAAACAUGAAUUAGCUAUACAACAAAGAAGUAAAUGACUAUAAUUUAUAAAUUGAUCAAAUCAUAAUUGUUUUCUGAGAUUCGCAUUUGCUUAAAACGGAUUCAAAAUGCUCUGAAGAGGAACUUAAAUAUAUGAAUGUUAUUUUAUUUAAUAAUACAUGAGAAAAUAUGUUACGACAAACCAUCGCCGUGACAUAGUACAUAUUAUUGUAAACUUAUUAUGGUAAAUGUGUAAAUAAUUAUGUAUGUUUGUAAAUGUGUGCGUGAACUAGUAUUUUCUUUUGUUAAUUUAGACUUUUGCCUUUUGUUUUGACAAUAAAAAUUGUAGUGAUGUAUUAGAUCUGUGCCUUUAGGUCCUAUGCUAAAUUAAUUGUUUGUAAGUGACGCGGCAAGAUAAAGCAUUUAUUAGAACACUUUAAUAUAAAAAUUGCAGUUUUGUUAUGUAAUUUAGUUUUGUCAACCGUUUAAAUUGAUUUGCCUUCGAAAAAUCAGAAUAGUACUAUUUUACUUAAAAUCGUUCGCACUAAAUAACAUAUUUCUACACAAAUAUUAAAUUAGUUUUAGUCUUAUCAAAGAAACUAUUCACAUACCUCGUAAAACUCUUUCCAAAAACUACCUCUUUAAAUUGUACGUAAUAAACAUAUCCCACGGACACAACAUUUACAUUUCCAUUUAGUUGCAACAAAAACAUUUAUUCGCUAAACGGAAAAACAGUAAACUACUUCACUAAACUAAGUGACACACAUCCGACAUACCCCUGUGUGUGUUGGCCCAACACUAUUGAGCCAACAUUUGGCCCAACUAGGUGUCAAAUAUUGGCCACAAAUAAUUUUUCCCAUAAUGUUGAUUUAGGAAGUCUGAAAUUUGCGAUAGUGAAAACUACUGUACUCACAACUAACAAAUUAAAAUAAAAGCACUAUUACGUGUGAAAAGCACGUCAGAAAAAUAACAACUAGCUUUCAAAAGUAAACCAUUUACGCCUUUCCUUUUGGCGAAAGUGACAACAUGAGUAUUUUUUUUAAGUUAACUGUUUGUGGUAAUUUUGAUGUUUUCAUUUCUAAUCAUUGAAUAUACAAGUCAACCCAUACUGUAAAAUAGGUAACACAGAAUCCGGGCCUAAUAAAUACAUGGAUGGAAAACAUUUGGUCCAAGUACCAAGCCAACAUGUGGCACAGAUUCUAACUUUUUGUACUAGCCAAUUCUAAAUUCAUUUAAAACGUGUCGGAACGGAGUUUGCAAAGCGACAAACAAAAGUGAAUCUCUUAUGUCGUGUGGCCCUGGGGCUCUACCACCUCCUUUUGCACUAAGGCUGAUAUAGUUGAGGAAAUGAGAUGGCGCAUUACACGACUCUCUCUCUCUCGCUCUCACAAACCCAGGAGUCUUACUCUAAGUGGUACUGGUAGGACCAGCACGUACUGCUAAUUGCGUUUAUGCAAAUCUAUUCAGGUUUUGUGUCGCUCUAAUAUGAAUGCUUACACAGCGCUCUUUGCGGAAUCCAUUUAGGUUUUUAAAACAGUUGCCGGUAUUGAGUACUCAUUUUGAACAGCUUUUUUAGAAGUAGUUGUUGAUUUGAGUUGGUAACGUUAGAUUUAGAAUGUCUGUAGUUUGUAGUUGAUGUGGGAUCAAUAUAAAGUUUAAACAUAUUUAUGUACCGUUUCAAAACUUUGUUUUCAAAUAUGUUAUGUGUAAUUUAAACCUUUUUGGCUUAGAGAAUGGAAUGCCUUGGCUUCAAAGCUUAGAUUAUUUCUUCGACUUAUUAAAAUGUAUCGUGAAUCGUCCAAAACAUAUGUUUAAGUCUGUAACAGCAUAAUAUAUUUACAAUACAAUUAAAUACUAACAUAGUUUAAUAAAAAUAACAUGCUGUAGGGUUGUUUUGAA